GUUUGAAAGUGUAAGCUAAGUUUUACCACGUGUGAGUGACGUUAAUUAUAUUUUUGAGCGCACGUUUGUAUUGCGUGUGAUCUAAUUUGUAAAUUCGAAAAUAUAUGUUCAAGCAAAUAAAAUGUCUAAAAACAAACUUGAUAAACCGAAAGACAACAAUUAUGUCAAAAAUAAAGACCUGCCUAGAAUUUGGCAGGAUGAACGUUUUCAUCAUUUGGUUGCAGAUCCAAGAUUCAAAAGUUUUCCAAAAUCGCAACGUAAAGUGAAAAUUGAUAAUCGGUUUCAGAGAAUGUUUACGGAUGAUGUUUUUAAAAUUCAAUAUACAGUUGACAAACAUGGAAGAAAAUUAAAUAAGAGUUCUUCCGAAAACUUACGAAAGUUUUAUGAGAUAAGUUCGUCAGAUUCUGAAUGCGAAGAAAACGAAAAACAAAAAGAAGAACAAACAAUAAGUAGUUAUACGGGAAUACCAGAAGAAAAAAGCAAUAAGUCGUUUGGUCGAGAAGACAUCUAUAAACAAGUGGAAAUCCUAGAAAAGACAGUGGCAGGAACGCUAAAAGAACGAUUGCUAAAUCCAAAUAUCGAUUAUGCUCGUGGGGAGGGAUAUUUGGAGACUGAUUCAUCAUCUGGCGAGUCAACUGACGAUGAAUCAGAUCCUGUGUUAAAUAUGGACCAUGUUUGGGGGGAACUUGAUGCGGAAGCAGAAUUAACUGAUAAAUCUACCAGCAGACUUGCUAUAUGUCAUAUGGACUGGGAUCGAAUAAGAGCCGUCGAUCUGAUGGCAGUCGUUAGUUCGUUUCUUCCCACAGGAGGCACUGUAUUGAGCAUUAAAAUAUACCCAUCUGAAUAUGGUAAAACACGUAUGACUGAAGAAGAAGUGUUUGGUCCAACAGAGUUAGUUAAUUAUAGGGAAAAAAAACAAUAUCGAAAGAAUGCUUACAAAUCUGAAUCCAUUAAGUCCGAGCAAGAAUCAUUACAGUCGCAUGAUAGUGAUUAUGAAGCGUAUGAUGACGCGUAUCAUAUGGAGAAACUACGUCAGUACCAGCUAAAUCGCCUACGUUACUACUAUGCAGUGGCUGAAUUUGAUAGUAUACAAACUGCGGACAAAGUUUACAAAGAAUGUGAUGGUUUGGAAUAUGAAAGUUCUGCAACACGUAUAGAUUUAAGGUUUAUUCCUGAUAAUAUAUCAUUUGACGAUAACGAACCUUCUGAUGUAUGCACCUCUUUACCUGAUAAUACUUAUAUACCACGAAAUUUUACAACUAGUGCAUUGCACGAAGCAAAAGUUAACCUUACAUGGGAUGAAACAGCAGUUGAACGUCGUGAAAUAAGUGAAAAGCUAGCAAGCAGUAAUUUAGAAGAUAUACAGGAUAAGGAUAUAAAAAAAAUUGUUGCUAUCAGUAGUAGUGAAAAUGAUGAUGACGAUAGUAUUAUUGAAUCAAAUAUAAAAAUAAAUUCAAACAAUACGAGUAGGAAUGAAUUUAUUCAAUCCAAUCCAAUUCGACAUAAAACCAAUGAGACUAAGAAGGAUAUAAUAAAUAAAUAUCGUACUUUGCUCGCAGAAAUUGAUGAAAGCGAAAAAAAACAAAAAACCAAAAAAUUUGAUAUGGAAUUUAGUUGGGUUGUUGAAGAUUCAAAAAAUGGCAACGAUAUCAAUGAAGAAAAUAGUGGAGAUAACGUUAGUGACAAAACAACUAUUGAAAAGGUUUUACAAAAGCGAUCAGAAAAAAAUAAAAAGCGUAAAGAAGAACGAAAAAAAAGGAAAUUGCAAGCGCAUGGUAAUGACAUUGAAAACAAAAAUUCAAAUGAGGAUUCUGAUUCAAUACCAGAUGGCAUUGAUAUGAACGAUAGUUACUUUGCAGAAGAAUUUGCAAAUGGAGAUUUUAUUGACACAGUAUCCGAAAAAAAACUUGAAAAACUUAAAAUUGAAAUACAAUCAAAAGAAGAUCAUCAAUUUCAUCAAAAGCAAAAAGCAAAAGAGUUAGAGUUAUUAAUUGACGAAGAUGAAAACGAAAGGCAUAGCCAACAUUUCAACUAUGAAAAAAUUUUUAAAUUUGAUCAAGGCGUAAACUCCAAAAGAAAACGAAGAAAGUUUUUAAAAAAAUCCAAAUCAGUUAUCACAGAAAAUAAGAAAUUGGAGGACACCUUCCAAAUAAAUGUUAAUGAUGAACGUUUUAAAGCAAUGUAUUCGGAGCAUUUAUAUAAUAUUGAUCCAACAGAUUCACAUUUUAGAAAGACAAAGGGUAUGGAACGAAUUAUGGAUGAGAAACUAAAACGGCGAUAUUGUAAUAAAAAUUUAAACAAAUUUGAAAUGUCGGUAAGAACAAAGAUAGAAUCAAAACCGCAGGAGAAACAAUUAGAAAAUAAUAUUUUGGUUAAAAAUUUAAAAUUUAAAAUACAAAAGAGGGAAACUGUUUAAAUGUAAACAUUUGUAUUGA
Molecule: messenger RNA, 2435 nt
Organism: Teleopsis dalmanni
Lineage: Eukaryota; Metazoa; Arthropoda; Insecta; Diptera; Diopsidae
Product: ESF1 homolog
Exons: 2
Coding region: 122-2416 (764 amino acids)
Biological process (GO): rRNA processing
Cellular component (GO): nucleus
Molecular function (GO): RNA binding
Source: RefSeq, a predicted model, not a curated record